AUGAAGCCGUUUGUAUCUUUGGUGUUAAUCUGUACGAUGCUGGCAGCAGUGGGUGGGUUAAAGUGUUUCACCUGCUGGGGUGCAAACCCUGGCACCUGCACACAGAUUUGGAACUGUCCUAACCAUUACGACCGCUGUGCCACCACCAUUGUGGCUGAAAACAUGGUCACAAAAGAGUGCAUGAGAAGCGAUGUAUGCAGUAACGUGGAUUCUGUGGGUGUCAGAUGUUGUGCUGAAGACUUGUGUAAUGGAGCCAGACACACUGGAGUUUUUCUCCCUCUUAUUCUAGUGCCUUCAGCAAUCAUCACACUCUUCAUUUAA
Plectropomus leopardus (leopard coralgrouper) is the source of this 321-nucleotide messenger RNA. NCBI's taxonomy places the organism in Eukaryota, Metazoa, Chordata, Actinopteri, Perciformes, Serranidae. The record is from RefSeq and is a predicted model, not a curated record.